AUGGCUGCACGAGCUCCAGCUGGCCGGCCUGGCGCAGGUGGCAGGUUUGCACAGUUCAAGCUCGUUCUUCUCGGUGAAUCUGCCGUAGGAAAGAGCUCAUUAGUCCUUCGUUUCGUCAAAGACCAAUUCGAUGAUUACCGCGAGUCAACAAUUGGCGCCGCUUUCUUGACACAAACAAUCACACUAGAUGAGAACACGACGGUCAAGUUCGAGAUAUGGGAUACGGCAGGCCAAGAAAGAUACAAGUCGUUGGCACCCAUGUACUACCGCAACGCAAACUGCGCAGUCGUCGUCUACGAUAUCACCCAGGCUUCUUCUCUAGAUAAAGCCAAAUCAUGGGUGAAAGAGCUGCAAAGACAAGCUAACGAGAAUAUUAUCAUCGCAUUGGCGGGAAACAAGGUGGACGUGGUCAACGAACAUCCCGACAAGCGCGCGAUCCAAACCGCCGACGCAGAAGCCUACGCCAAAGAAGCAGGCCUCCUCUUCUUUGAAACUUCUGCAAAGACGUCAACCAACGUCCGGGAACUAUUUACUGCUAUUGCAAAGAAAUUACCACUCGACCAGGCCGGUCCCCGCAACCUGCGAUCGAAUCCUAGACCCGGAGUAGAUCUACGACCGGAGUCGACCGGCACGCAAGGAGCAUCAAACUGCCAGUGUUAA
Exophiala spinifera is the source of this 660-nucleotide messenger RNA. Its product is annotated as GTP-binding protein ypt5. Gene Ontology annotation, molecular function: GTPase activity; GTP binding. The record is from RefSeq and is a predicted model, not a curated record. Bases 1 to 660 code for a protein of 219 amino acids. The transcript is spliced from 4 exons. NCBI's taxonomy places the organism in Eukaryota, Fungi, Ascomycota, Eurotiomycetes, Chaetothyriales, Herpotrichiellaceae.